UUUUAUGGAAAUUACAAAAUGAAGACAGGUUGUCAUUGUCCACCUGCAUGUUCUAGCACACGAUACGAAGUAACACUUUCUUCAUCCAUAUUUCCGUCGGACUUUUACAAUGAUUUUCUUCUAAAGGCAAUUAAUGAAUUUAAACAGGAUUUUUACAGAAAAAACCUAAUAGUCAUUCACAUCUACUUUGAUGAACUAAAAACAACAAUUGUAAAACAGUUACCUGUUUAUGGAUCAUCGGUGGAGAUAUUUGGAAAUCUCGGGGGACAGAUGGGAUUAUUCCUAGGAGCCAGUAUACUCACCAUUACAGAGCUUGGAGAAUUUUUGGGGUUUGUUUUGUGGUUUAUCUGGAAGAAAUGCAAAAACCGGAAUCGUACAAACUUUGCAAAAGAAAAGAAUGUCAUUGCCACACUCCAAGAAAUGUAAACACGUGUAGUCAUGAAUUAUAAAGAAAUUUAACUUAUCCGUCUAUCUCUGUUACUCCUAAUCAUGUUAAUUGUAAACACAUAUGAUAUAAUUAUAUCAAUACAUUCAUCAUUGGUACAAUGAUUACCAGUAUGUAAACCAGACGCGCGUUUAUUCUACAAAGAAUCAUAUCAGUGAAGCUCGAAUCAAAACAGUGUAAAGGGCCUAGUGAAAUACGAAGUUUACUAGUACUGAGGAUCCAAAAUUCCGGAAGGUUUUGCUGAAUACAGCUAAGAUAG
Messenger RNA from Mytilus trossulus (common blue mussel), 704 nucleotides. Its product is annotated as acid-sensing ion channel 4-like. Lineage: Eukaryota; Metazoa; Mollusca; Bivalvia; Mytilida; Mytilidae. The record is from RefSeq and is a predicted model, not a curated record. Gene Ontology annotation, cellular component: plasma membrane. The transcript is spliced from 3 exons. Gene Ontology annotation, biological process: sodium ion transmembrane transport. Bases 19 to 426 code for a protein of 135 amino acids. Gene Ontology annotation, molecular function: ligand-gated sodium channel activity.